CGCGGCGGUGGCGGCGGCGGCAGGGAGCCUCGCAACAGCCCGCCAGCCUCUACAGAGGACAGAACUAAGGUCAGAGAAGUUACCUGCUCAAGGUGAAAGCUGUGGCACUUGCCUUACUUCAGUAGAAUAAUGGCUGUUUUUGGAAAGAAGAAACAUGGAAAGUGGUGCAGUUCUGCUGGAAUCCAAAUCCUCACCAGUUAACCUUCUGCAUGAAAUGCAUCAACUACGCCUUCUGGGCCACCUGUGUGACGUCACUGUGAGCGUGGAGUACCAGGGUGUCCGAGAAGAAUUCAUGGCCCAUAAGGCGGUGCUGGCAGCCACCAGCAAAUUUUUUAAGGAAAUGUUCCUUAAUGAGAAGACUAUGGAUGGUACUAGGACUGUCUACUUACAUGAAGUGCAAGUGGUUGACUUUGCUUCAUUUCUUGAGUUUGUCUACACCGCAAAGGUACAGGUGGAAGAAGAUCGGGUGCAGCGAAUGCUGGAAAUGGCUGAGAAGCUAAAAUGUUUGGACUUAUCAGAAACUUGUUUUCAAUUAAAGAAACAGAUGUUAGAGUCAGUGCUUUUGGAGUUGCAGAGUUUCUCCGAGUCUCAGGAGGUGGAAGGGAGCAGUGGCUCCCAAGGCAGUGUUACUUCUGACACUGGGGCAAGUGUGGCCGUGGACAGUCCUUUCACCAAUGGCCUUGUGGCCUCCUUAGCUCCUCCAGUGCAGAGAAUCAGCAACGGUACGUUGCCAGAUCUGUCCCCAAAGAAGUCCAAAGAAAAACCAGACAAGAAGAAAGAUGGAGUUAAGCCUUCCUACCCCAAAGUCAGAAGAGCUAGUGGAAGGCUGGCUGGCAGAAAGGUAUUUGUGGAAAUUCCUAAAAAGAAAUACACAAGAAGACUCCGAGAGCAGCAGAAAAGUGCUGAGGAUGAUGUGGGGGACUACGGGUGUACCCAAGACCCCAGCCCAGACACUGUGGGGAUCGAGGAUGAGCCAGUGACAAAAAGUGAGGAUUUCAGUGCUGGAGUGGAGGUCGGGGAGGUGCUGCAGAAGGCAGGGCAGGUGGGUGAAGAAGAGGAGGAGGAGGAAGGGGAGGAGGGGGAGGAGGAGGAGAAGAGGAAGAGCAACUUUAAGUGUACCAUCUGCGAAAAGGCCUUUCUGUAUGAGAAGAGCUUCCUGAAGCAUAUCAGGCACCAUCACGGUGUGGCCACGGAGGUGAUUCACCGCUGUGACACCUGUGGCCAGACCUUCGCCAACCGCUGCAACCUGAAGAGCCACCAGCGCCACGUCCACAGCAGUGAGCGCCACUUCCCAUGUGAGCUCUGCGGGAAGAAAUUCAAGAGGAAGAAGGACGUCAAGCGGCACGUGGUGCAGGUUCACGAGGGGGGUGGCGAGCGGCACCAGUGCCAGCAGUGCGGCAAGGGCCUGAGCUCCAAGACGGCCCUGCGGCUCCACGAGCGGACACACACCGGCCACAAGCCCUACGGCUGCACCGAGUGUGAGGCCAAGUUCUCACAGCCCUCGGCACUGAAGACCCACAUGAGAAUUCAUACAGGGGAAAAACCUUUUGUCUGUGAUGAAUGUGGUGCAAGAUUCACUCAGAACCACAUGCUGAUUUAUCAUAAAAGGUGUCACACAGGUGAAAGACCUUUUAUGUGUGAAACAUGUGGCAAGAGUUUUGCUUCUAAGGAGUAUUUAAAACAUCACAAUAGAAUCCAUACUGGAUCCAAACCCUUUAAAUGUGAAGUUUGUUUCAGGACUUUUGCCCAACGGAAUUCACUUUACCAGCAUAUUAAAGUCCACACAGGCGAACGUCCCUAUUGUUGUGACCAGUGUGGUAAGCAGUUCACCCAGCUCAACGCUCUCCAGCGUCACCAUCGGAUCCACACGGGAGAGAAGCCGUUCAUGUGUAACGCAUGUGGAAGGACAUUUACUGACAAGUCCACUCUCCGGAGGCACACCUCAGUUCAUGACAAGAAUACACCAUGGAAGUCCUUCCUUGUUAUUGUAGAUGGCUCACCCAAGAAUGAUGAAGGGCAUAAGACUGAACAGCCUGAUGAAGAAUAUGCAUCAUCCAAACUUUCAGAUAAAUUGCUGUCUUUUGCUGAAAAUAACCAUUUUCACAACCUGGCCACAGUCCCAGGCAGCGUAUCUACUGUGCAUGAGAAUAGUUCUGCCAACACAGCCUGCAAGUCGGACAAUUCUGUGGUAUCCCAGGAUGCUCUGCUGGCCACCACCAUCAGUGAGCUUAGUGAGCUGACACCACAGACAGACUUGAUGCCCACACAACUUCACUCACUGACCAGCAUGGAGUGAGCUUGAAGUGACCCGCCAAGCAGGCCCCAUCCUGCAUCUCGUGUGACAGUGUGUGCAAGGUGAUGUAUCAGGAGCCAAGAUAAAGAACCGUCCGUAGGCAAAGAAGUGGGCAUUCAAGAAUGGCUUCUCAUUUUCCACAAUUUCUGAUAACUUGCACGCUUUUAUCAAAGCAUUUUUGAAGCUUCCCCUUAAAAAUCCUGAUCUGCACGACCUCAGCUACACUUUAUCAACACAUAAGGCAGUUAACAUAAUCUCACUUAAUUCUGGUGUAGGCUGUUAUAGGCAUUCAUCAUUCUAAUGCUUGAUUGUCUUGAUGUUUAUGAAGCUUAACUAUUUACCUUAAUAGAGUACACAGCAUUGAUCCAGCUCAUGAAAUUGCUUUUAAUGGUCUCCCUAGUCUCUCAGCCUGCCUUAUAUUUCCAUGUGGGUGUAUUUCUCUGAUACUUUAAAGAUAGUUUUCUACCAACUGAAAUAAAACUGGGGCCAUAUAUUUUUAAUUGUUUCUUUCCUGCCGAAUUGAAGCAAAUCAGAUUUGCUCUAAGUACCCUUGAACUGAAGAGAUGAAUUACUGCAUUCACCCCUUUCUACUCCCCCAGCCCCGCACUAAAUAAAGGAAUGACAAAUUGAACACCUGCAAAAUAGUUUAGUAUAGCCUCUACUCACAGCAUAUGUGCAGCUAGGAAAUUUGUCAUAAAGUAGCUUUUGAAAUGAA
Messenger RNA from Myotis myotis, 3008 nucleotides. RefSeq names its product GDNF inducible zinc finger protein 1 (gene GZF1). NCBI's taxonomy places the organism in Eukaryota, Metazoa, Chordata, Mammalia, Chiroptera, Vespertilionidae. The record is from RefSeq and is a predicted model, not a curated record. Gene Ontology annotation, molecular function: protein binding. The transcript has 7 exons. Gene Ontology annotation, biological process: negative regulation of transcription by RNA polymerase II; regulation of immune system process; regulation of cytokine production. Bases 155 to 2296 code for a protein of 713 amino acids.